UCCAUCACAGCCCCAAUGCCCCCAGCAUCCUCCCCAACAUCCUUGGGAAAAUUGGACAGACACCUCUGGUUCGUCUGAACAAAAUCCCAAAGGAGUUUGGACUCAAGUGUGAUGUUUUGGCCAAGUGCGAGUUCUUCAAUGCAGGAGGCAGUGUGAAAGACAGGAUCGGCCUGCGGAUGGUGGAAGAUGCUGAGAGAGUCGGGAUUCUCAAACCAGGAGACACAAUCAUCGAGCCCACCUCUGGCAACACAGGUAUCAGCCUCGCCCUGAUAGCUGCAGUGAAAGGCUACCGCUGCAUUAUCACCAUGCCUGAGAAGAUGAGCAUGGAGAAGGUGGACGUGUUGAGAGCUCUUGGGGCAGAAAUAGUGCGCACACCUACUUCUGCAGCUUUCGAUUCACCAGAAUCUCACAUAGGUGCGGCUUGGCGUCUAAAGAAUGAGAUCCCCAACUCGCACAUCCUCGACCAGUAUCGUAAUGCCAGCAACCCUCUGGCUCACUAUGAUACCACAGCUGAGGAGAUACUGGAGCAGUGUGAUGGUAAAUUGGACAUGUUUGUGGCUGGAGCCGGCACAGGUGGUACACUUACUGGUGUUGCUCGAAAGUUGAAGGAGAGGUGCCCCAAUAUCAAGAUAGUCGCUGUGGACCCUGAGGGCUCCGUUCUGGUUGAAUCAAAAGAGGAGAACAAACAGAAAACUUCUUUUGAAGUGGAGGGCAUCGGAUAUGACUUUAUCCCCACAGUGUUGGACAGAUCUCUUGUUGACAUGUGGUAUAAAUCAAGUGACAUGGAGACGUUCACCAUGUCACGUAAGCUGAUCAGAGAGGAGGGUCUUCUGUGCGGCGGCAGCUCUGGCUCAGCCAUGGCAGCAGCAAUGAAGAUGGCUCGGCAGCUGGAGGAGGGGCAGCGCUGUGUUGUUAUCCUGGCCGACUCCGUCCGAAACUACAUAUCAAAGUUCCUGAGUGACAAGUGGAUGUGUGAGAAGGGCUUCCUCAACCUGGAGGCUCCGAUGGACCCCAAACCCUGGUGGUGGAACAUGACUGUUCAGUGUCUGAAGCUGCCGGCCCCCCUCACUGUGUUACCAUCUGUGUCCUGCCAGAAAACCAUUAGGAUCCUAAAGGAGAAAGCUUUCGACCAGGCCCCAGUCGUUGAUGAAUCAGGUGUGAUCCUGGGGAUGGUGACUCUGGGAACCAUUCUGUCGUCUGUGUCGGCUGGAAAGGUCAAACCCUCAGAUGCUGUCAUCAAGGUGCUCUGCAAGCAUUUCAACCAGGUGCACCUUACAGACAACCUGGGGAAUCUCUCCCGUGUCCUUGAAACAGAUCACUUUGCCCUGGUUGUGCAUGAUCACACCCAGUAUAAGGCUGAUGGGUCAGCUUGCCAGAGGAGGAUGGUGUUUGGCGUUGUGACAACGACUGACCUCCUCAACUACAUCACCACAGAUGAGAGGCUUGAUCGCUUGUCCUCUGAGUGCUCGCUGUCGGACAAAAUGUCUCUGUCACCAAUUUCUGUGUAAGAUGUGGAUAAUGUCACCUCCUUACCAAGAGGCAGCGCAUGAGCACCCACGGUUUUAAACUAAAUCAUGUUUCUUUUCAGUGUCUCUAAGGGUCUACAUCUUUGGCUCCACAUAAGGAAAUAGGCUGUGUGUACUAUUGAUAUAUAACAUUCUGAAAUCAAACUUAAAGGAUAAAUUUGGAAAUGUUUUAUAUUUAAUCUCAUUGUCAGCAAAUCCCUUGAAAAGAAAAAACUAGUCAUUUGUAAGUAGCAUUUUAAAGACUUUUAAAAACA
Molecule: messenger RNA, 1780 nt
Organism: Micropterus dolomieu (smallmouth bass)
Lineage: Eukaryota; Metazoa; Chordata; Actinopteri; Centrarchiformes; Centrarchidae
Gene: cbsb
Product: cystathionine beta-synthase b
Exons: 13
Coding region: 177-1508 (443 amino acids)
Cellular component (GO): cytoplasm
Molecular function (GO): cysteine synthase activity; cystathionine beta-synthase activity
Source: RefSeq, a predicted model, not a curated record